UUCGAAAGCUAAGUUUUAGGAAACUAACUGAUCUAUAUAUACCACUACUCGUAUUGAUGUUUCGUGCGCUGAGAAUUGAAAAGAUAAAAAAAUUGGUUGUUGCCUCCCGAAGCUUUCCUUGCUUCCUUUCUUUCUUCCUUGUGCCGUUCUGGUUGUUUAUAUUUUCCCCUGCCAUAAUUGUUUCUUUGGUUUUGAGAUUUGUCUUGAUUUGUUUAUCCUGUGGGUUAUAUUCCUACAAUAACAGGACAAGAAUGGCUUCUUUCUGCACUGCUCAAGAAGAAGAAAAAGAUGAUUUUUUUGAUGAAUUACCAGACCCUAUUGUGUUUCUGAUUUUCAACAAGAACAUAACCAAAACAAGCAAAGCAAGCAAAAGCCCAUCACAGAAACACUCCAUGAGGAAAACACUAAAAGGUAAAACCCAAGACGGCCAAGCUUUCAAGAGAGAGCCCAGAUGAUGAUUGUCAAGAAGAUCGACUCAGUGCCUUGCCGGAUGGCAUCCUCUGCCACAUUCUCUCGUUUCUUCCCACAAAAUUUGCAGCCUCCACUUCCAUUUUGUCCACCAGAUGGAGGAGCAGGCAACGAUGUCAAUGAUGAGAAGGUAGUGGAAUCGGAGAAGAAGUUUAUGGAGUUUGUUAACAGACUACUUAUGAAUUGUGAAUCAACUUCUGUUGUGAAUGAGUUUUGUCUUAUAUGUCGAAAGUCGGCUUCUUGCCAAAAGUUUGGGCUUAGCUUAUGGAUGUCUUUGGUGCUUCCGCGCGGUGUUCAGGUUCUUAACAUCCUAGUUGAUGGUUAUACUAAUUUUCCGCAGUUUGAAGUCUUUCCAUCUGAAAUCUUUACUUGUAAAACUCUUGUAGUCUUGAAAUUACAUGGUUGGCUUGGUCUAAAGCUUCCAAAAGGCCUCUGCUUGCCGAAUCUUAAGGUCUUGCAUUUGCAUACUUUGACACUACUGGGAGAUAAUACAGGUUGGCUACUUUCAUCAUGCUGUCCAUUGCUUGAUGAUUUGGUGAUUGAUGGUGUAGAAUUAUUUGAUGUUGGAUUAAUUGAUUUCAGUAGUCCUUCCUUAACAAGGUUGGCGUGGGGUCAGGGCUCGUUGGGUGGCAAGGUUGUUCUUAAUAGCCCAAAUCUUGAGUAUUUGGAGUAUGCAGGUGAUCUAUAUCCGCUAUUGAGCUCAAAUUGCAAGUUCAAGUUCUUGUUAAAAGCUAUUCUGGCUUUGGAAAAUAAGAACAUGCCACAUGAUCAUGACGCUAACCAGUUUUGUCAAUUUAUUAGUGAAAUGCGCAAUUUGGAAUCUUUUGGUUUAUUUGGGGACUCUUUACAGUGUCUCUAUCAGGCAGGUCAUCUGUUACCUGAAUUUAUAAAUUUGACUCGUUUGGAGCUUUCAACAGUGCGGGAUCUCUAUUCGAAAGACUUUGAGACUCUACUGAAGAGCACACCAAAUCUGAAAGUGCUAGUCUGUUACCUGAGUCCACUCAAGAUGUAUGAUGAUAUGCACCUCCACUUCAGCGCGAAAGAGAGACCACUGUGUCUGAAUCAAUAUCUCAGGGAAGUAGAGAUAAAGAGUUUCUUUAUUAUCCCAAAUUAUGGGUUUGAUUUAGUAAGAUAUCUUCUGAAGCAUGGAGCAGUCUUACAGAAGAUGUCUAUACAUGUUGCCACGACAGAAAUGCCAGAAAAUUGGUCCUCAUCAGCUCGCGAGAAGUUAAAUAAGUUCUCAAAGUGCUCAAAAAACUGUAAGAUCAUGCUUAUUUAAUUUGUGCAGGAAAAUGGUUCUUCUGGAUGCUCAAAUGAGCAGAGGAGAUAAAAUUUGUAACUUAUAUAAAUAGAUAGAUGUUGAAGCCAUUUUCUCCUUUAAAAUCAUUGUCUCCCCUGUUCAAUGUUUCUGCCUUUAGAUGGCUUUCAGUUGUGUACUUCCUGUGAACGAUCAGAUGUUGAUGUUUAUAACCCCAUGUGGCUAGGCCUAUGUAUAUCGAGUAUUUUGAUCAAUUAUGGAACAAAGUAAAGUUAGUUUUGUAUUGUAA
Coffea eugenioides is the source of this 2015-nucleotide messenger RNA. Its product is annotated as F-box/LRR-repeat protein At4g14103-like. The transcript has 6 exons. Lineage: Eukaryota; Viridiplantae; Streptophyta; Magnoliopsida; Gentianales; Rubiaceae. The record is from RefSeq and is a predicted model, not a curated record. Bases 452 to 1747 code for a protein of 431 amino acids.